Messenger RNA from Temnothorax curvispinosus, 3680 nucleotides. Its product is annotated as neprilysin-4-like. Gene Ontology annotation, molecular function: metalloendopeptidase activity. The record is from RefSeq and is a predicted model, not a curated record. The transcript is spliced from 17 exons. NCBI's taxonomy places the organism in Eukaryota, Metazoa, Arthropoda, Insecta, Hymenoptera, Formicidae. The coding region runs from base 424 to 3456 and encodes 1010 amino acids. Gene Ontology annotation, biological process: protein processing. Gene Ontology annotation, cellular component: plasma membrane.
GACUUGGUUGCUACUCUCGCGAUUGGCGUCACGAGUCGCGACUUACGGCGACACGGGCAUGGGACAUGGGCGACCUUACGUAUGUAAAUUAUUCCCGCACAAAUACUGCCUGAUAGAGAUUCGUUCUCGCAACUCGCAAUAAUACGUAGGCAGUCGCGCCGACUCGCGCACUCGAUGAGCUAAUACUCGUGCUCCGCUCGGGAACGGGCACCUAAUAUAAUCUGUCCAGUCGACAUUCGACUUUGGCGCGCAUUUAACGUCUCGUUUGUCAGUCGCCGAUUUCGGAUAAAGUUUCGUGCUUACGUAUUGUAAGAGUACAUAUGUUGUCGUUCAGAAUUUGUGCGUAAUUGGUAGUGAAUAAGCAAUCGUAUAUUGUUCACGAGAGUAAGUUGAACAAUUGGAUAUAUACAUAUACUAGAGAAAAUGCUAAGUGGCAGUAACUUGAAUCGAUUUAGCGACGAUGACUUUUUCAAUGGUGGACCGUGUCCGUCGUGCAGAUUGGCCAUCAAUAAGGAAACCGGUAGACUCAAAUGGUGUACCGGCGGAAGUGAAGCGCGGCGUUUUCGUAUCAAACUGAUGCUCCUCAUACCUGCCGUGUUGCUGCCGAUUACUAUAGUGUUCAUCGCUCUGUCGCGAUUUCAAGCCACAACCAAAGCCUCCGACUCACGCGCGGUUUCCACUUUUUAUGAGAUGCCGGAACAGGAUAAAGAAAUGAAAAUUGAGAAUGACGUUUUCUGGACUACCAGUCGCAACAACGUAGAACGCACGGCGGAAGAAAGCGAAGAAGAGGAUCGACUUUUGCAUCCCGAUAUGAAAACGAGUUACGUGCCUGUAGACACGCAUCCUCCAUUUCGAUCGCAAUCGCCCCACCGACGCAAACGAGACAUCGACGGGGAGAAUCACACGAGGGAUGGUUUCGAAUUGGACGAUCGAGCAACGUCCUCGUCUCGUGCACAUGUUCGUUUAGCUAACGGCAAAUUGGCAGAUUCUCUUUCGAGGGAAGAAUCAGAUAGGAAAAAUGAUACAUCGGAGAGAUCCUUCUCGGCUUCAGACAGCGUGAGGUCGUACGUCGACAGAAUCGAGGUGCAGAAGAUUGGCGACACGAUCGAAAGCAACAACGCGCGGGACAUCGAUGAGGAAGACAAUUUCUUAGGCGAUUACUAUCCGGAGGAAGAAGCUGAUGGCGAUACUUAUGAAAGUAGUGGAAUCAAGUGUAACUAUCGCUAUUCCGAAUUCGCGGACGUAGGUGUUGAGAAACGAUCGAAAGAGGGAUCGGAGAUGAGAGAAAAGACCCGUGGAGAGGAAGACUCGUUCUCCAUUUCCAUCAACGAAACGUGGUUGUCGGUGAUCGACGGACACGUUACGAUCAAGGACGACCAAAUGCCUGAUCUUCGUACAUUCUGGAAAGGCGAAGGAAACGCUACAAGUAUUAGAGAGGCUCGAGCUCGAAUAAUGCUGAGGUACAUGGAUAAGAGCGUGGAUCCGUGUCAGGAUUUCUAUCAGUACGCUUGUGGUAACUGGGCGAAACGUAAUCCUAUUCCUAAAGACAAAGCCGGCUACGAUACUUUUGAGAUGCUCAGAGAAUCGCUGGAUUCUGUAUUGAGAGAAUUGCUGGAGGAUCCGAUAUCGCGCGACGCCGAUGAGCUAGAUGGCGACGAUGCUACGGUAAAGGCGAAACAUCUGUUUCAAAGCUGCAUGAAUUACGAGAUCUUGGAGGAACGUAUGGAGCAACCACUCAUCCGGCUUCUGGACGAACUUGGUGGCUGGCCGAUUUUAAGGCCAGAUUGGGAUCCCGACAAAUUCGACUGGCUCCUCUUGACCGCGCAACUUCGACUGUACAAUAAUGACGUACUGAUCUCGGAAUGGGUGGGUCCAGAUAUUAAAAACAGCGACAAGUACGUGAUACAGUUUGAUCAAACAUCGCUCGGGCUUCCUACGAGAGAUUAUUUCCUUCAACCGUCUAACGCAAUUUACCUAGAGGCCUACAAGGACUACUUGAUGAGAAUCGCAAUCUUACUCGGCGCAUCCCUAACUAAUGCGACGAUUGACGCCGAAGAGCUGAUUGAAUUCGAAACGCAACUCGCAUCGAUUACAUCGUCACCGGACGAAAGACGAAAUUUUUCGGAACUUUAUCGACGAAUGAGUAUAGGUGAACUGAGAGUACUCGUGCCGCAAAUCGAUUGGCGCCGUUAUUUGUCGAUUGUCUUGGCUCGACCGAUACACUUUUCCGAGCCAGUUGUCGUCUUCGCGUUGCAAUACAUCCAAGAUUUGGUUGUUUUACUUUCAAAGACGCAACCUAGAACAGUGGCAAAUUAUCUUUUAUGGAGAUUUGUGCGGCACAGAGUUAACAACUUGGACGAUCGUUUCCAGGAGGUCAAGCAAAAAUUUUACUACAUUCUGUUCGGUAGAGAACAAGCGCCGUCAAGAUGGAAAAACUGUGUAACUCAAGUCAAUUCGAACAUGGACAUGGCCGUUGGUGCGAUGUUUGUCAAAAAGCAUUUCGAUGAAAACAGUAAAAACGACACAUUAUCGAUGACUCGAGAGAUACAGCGAUCUUUUAGAGAGCUGCUAGACAAAACCAAUUGGAUCGACGACGAAACGAAGCGAUUGGCGUCUGAAAAAGUAAACGCUAUGUCGCUGAGAAUUGGCUAUCCAGAUUUUAUCCUACAGUCACAUCUACUGAACGAGCGUUACAAAGAUGUUGUGAUUCGACCAGACAAGUACUUUGAGAACAUUUUAAAUAUCCUGCGACACUUGACCAGAGUCGAACAAGCUCGCCUUGGCAGAGCUGUUAAUAAAACUUUGUGGAACACUGCGCCAGCGGUCGUAAACGCUUACUACAGUCGCAACAAAAAUCAGAUAAUGUUUCCAGCGGGCAUACUGCAGCCUCCGUUUUAUCACAGAUUUUUUCCGCGAAGUUUAAAUUACGGUGGGAUUGGUGUCGUGAUCGGACACGAGAUUACUCAUGGAUUUGACGAUAAAGGUAGAUUGUUCGAUAAAGAUGGGAAUCUUCAUAGGUGGUGGAAAGACGAAGCAAUCGAUGGUUUUCACCGGCGAGCGCAAUGUCUCAUUGAUCAAUACGCACGUUAUACCGUGACGGAAGUUGGAAUGCAGAUAGACGGUGUUAAUACGCAAGGGGAAAAUAUUGCUGAUAAUGGCGGCAUUAAACAGGCCUUUAGAGCGUACGAGAGAUGGCUGCGUUUGAACGAAAGGGAAGACGAGACCUUACCCGGAAUGAAUGCGACGGGUAAACAAUUAUUUUUUUUGAACUUUGCUCAAGUGUGGUGUGGUUCGAUGCGUCCUGAAGCGACGAGAAAUAAGUUGAAAACAGCUCUACAUUCGCCCGGUAGAUUUCGAGUGAUCGGCACGCUCUCCAAUUCGAAAGACUUUGCUCAGGUCUUUAAUUGUCCUCUUGGUUCCCCCAUGAAUCCCGUGAGCAAAUGCUCGGUGUGGUAAAACAUGUGGCGAACUGUUCGUCGCGAACAUUAUACAUAAACAAUACAUAGUUCGUGUGCAUGUAUCGAUACGAUUUAUUCCGAUCAUACUUGCUAUUGCCGAGCACAUUUUUUAUUGUAAACGUAUUAAUUACGCUUAAGCGUACUCUUUAAAUUAAGAUACCCAGUGGCUUCCUAGAAAUGUAUAAAAUAAUGGAGAAAUACAUAUUUUUUUUAAUGCGCUUA